AUGUCAUUAACUCAAGAUCAUAACAACACAACAAUCACAAUCGCAAAAGGAGAAAAUAAAGAAAUUAUUCUUCCUGGAAAUCCAACAACUGGAUAUUCAUGGGUAGUUGAUAAUUGUGAAGGUCUUACUAAUACCAUUGAUUAUGUUGCUGAUCAACAUGCUCCAGGUAUUUGUGGAUGUGGUGGAAAAUAUCAUAUUAAAAUUACUGGUACCACAGUUGGUGAAGGAAGAAUUGUUUUAGUAUACCGAAGACCAUGGGCACCAAAUGCUAAUGAUCGUACUUUUACUUUAAAAGUUAAUGUCCAGUAA
This is a messenger RNA of Entamoeba dispar SAW760, 309 nucleotides long. Its product is annotated as Amoebiasin-1, putative. The record is from RefSeq and is a predicted model, not a curated record. The transcript has a single exon. NCBI's taxonomy places the organism in Eukaryota, Evosea, Mastigamoebida, Endamoebidae. The coding region runs from base 1 to 309 and encodes 102 amino acids.